Messenger RNA from Psylliodes chrysocephalus, 441 nucleotides. The record is from the annotation of a GenBank genome assembly. NCBI's taxonomy places the organism in Eukaryota, Metazoa, Arthropoda, Insecta, Coleoptera, Chrysomelidae.
AUGAAUAAUUUAACAAAAACUGUUCAUCAGUGUUGUGUCUGCCACAAAAGUUCCAGACACGAAAAAAGAACCCUUAGUUUUUUCCGGUUUCCAAAGGACGAAAAACGGUUUGCAGAGUGGAAAGCAGUUCUUCAGUUGGAAAAAUUUGCUUCUUUCAGUGCCAAAUACUGCUAUGAGCACUUCAGGAUUUGCAGUAAUCAUUUUGAGGAUAAGAUGUUUGCAGGCAUGGGAAAAAAUAGACUGAAAAAGGAUGCAGUUCCUAAACAGUUGCCAAGACCAGAUAGGAAAUCUUUAUUUUUGGAAUCUGUUGGAGAGCCAGAACCAGUUGCUAGUACCUCACAAAAACACAUCAGCACAGAAUUUGAAAAAUACCUUACUGAUUAUCCUGGUAUUUCAAAUAUAGUCCACGUUGAUGUAACGAGAAUAAAACAAGAAGACUGA